Messenger RNA from Carassius gibelio (silver crucian carp), 718 nucleotides. RefSeq names its product histone H2B-like. The transcript has a single exon. NCBI's taxonomy places the organism in Eukaryota, Metazoa, Chordata, Actinopteri, Cypriniformes, Cyprinidae. Gene Ontology annotation, molecular function: DNA binding; protein heterodimerization activity; structural constituent of chromatin. The coding region runs from base 7 to 381 and encodes 124 amino acids. Gene Ontology annotation, cellular component: nucleosome. The record is from RefSeq and is a predicted model, not a curated record.
ACUAACAUGCCUGAACCAGCGAAGUCCGCUCCCAAGAAGGGCUCCAAGAAGGCCGUCACUAAGACCACCGCUAAAGGAGGAAAGAAGCGCAGAAAGUCCAGGAAGGAGAGCUACGCUAUCUACGUGUACAAAGUGCUGAAGCAGGUCCAUCCUGACACCGGCAUCUCUUCGAAGGCGAUGGGGAUCAUGAACUCUUUCGUCAACGACAUCUUCGAGCGCAUCGCCGGUGAGUCGUCUCGUCUCGCUCACUACAACAAGCGCUCCACCAUCACUUCGAGAGAGAUCCAGACCGCCGUGCGUCUGCUGCUGCCCGGAGAGCUGGCCAAACACGCCGUGUCUGAGGGCACCAAGGCCGUCACCAAGUACACCAGUUCCAAGUAGAGUGUAACCGGACUUCCACCCCAACGGCUCUUUUAAGAGCCACCCACUCUCUCCGUUAAAGAGCUUUAAGUUUUCAUGUGCCUAAACUUCACUUGCAGUAAUGUUACCUAUGACUCGGUCCGAAUGACGCCCGGUGUUGCACUUUUAUGAAUUUAAUACUGCUCCUAAAAUAAAAAACGUCUGAUGAACGUCAACCUUAAUGUGAAAUCCCGGACUGAUGCUCUCGUGAAGGCGCUCCUGCGUCCUCGACGCAAAGAUGGUUGUUUUGCAGUGUAAAAUGAACUUAAUUUGUUUCACAACAGACCUAAUAAAGCCUAGAAAAACAACUUUGAAUGAA